Molecule: messenger RNA, 4493 nt
Organism: Athalia rosae (coleseed sawfly)
Lineage: Eukaryota; Metazoa; Arthropoda; Insecta; Hymenoptera; Athaliidae
Product: protein bassoon-like
Exons: 1
Coding region: 455-3865 (1136 amino acids)
Source: RefSeq, a predicted model, not a curated record
GCUUUACUUGUUUCAAAUCAAUAAGCGUGUGUUCAUGUCCAUGUAAUUCGAGUGAAACUCUCAUUUCUUUUCAAUAUUAUGCAAAAAUACCGGAGACCAGUCGACCAGUUACAAACAAGCCUGCGACACGAUCGGCGGUCUAUUGUUCCGUGGCGUUCGAACGAUCAGGUGGACAGUUCCCUAACAAACCUCAUAUAGCUUAAAAGUCUUCUUCCGAAUUCACUCAGCGCCAGAGUUCCCGCAUGCCAGGUUCACGCCCCUCUUCGGUUCAGUGACAAUAUAACGAGUGAAUAUUAUUCGUGCUCGACCGAAAGUGCAUUCGAUGACUCGAUCAUCGCCGGGAAGAUAGUUCCACGUAUAUACAGACGAAUUAGUCUCAGUUCACGAAUAUGUUGAACAUUAAUCUCGUUUGACGAGAGAAGUGAAGCGAGCCGUUAAAAUUUUUCUCACGACAAUGAGGACUCUCAUACUUCUCAUCUGGUUCGCCUCCGCUCAAGGCGAACUUGGGCGUGAUUGGAUCGAGAACGGGGGAUCCGUGGACGGGCAUGCCGUUCGCGGAUCGUUUCAAGCCGCCGGUUAUCCGAGCAGAUUCGCGAUAUCCGAUCCCUUCGACGUCGCGGACGCUCUUGGUCCGGCGGACUCGGAGGAGACCGUUGUGAUUCUCGACGAAAAUGGAAGACCGAGAGACAAACGGACAUUGGGCUUCAUCGUGCGGGGCCUCGCCGGUGCCCUGGGUUACAAUUUAUCGCCAGUUCAGGUCGCCUCGCUCCCCAACCCCCAACCGCAACCCCCAGCUCCACCCGCGCCGCCCCCAGCUUCGCCAAAACCACCCCCCACCGCAUCGGUCGCUCCCCCGAGAAAACCUGCAUCUCCUCCUCGGCCUUCCGGACCUCCUCCUGGACCCGCGGCAUCGCCAAACGCGCCAGCUCCCUCGCCGAAAUCCACUCAGAGAGAAACCAUCAGGAUCACCGGACUGGUGAACUUCGGACCGAACGCAAACGCAAAUCUCCCGGCGCAGUUGACUCGGUACGAGCGACUCUUUCAUGGAAAUUCCACGGGUGCAGCUCCAGCACCAGCACCAGCACCUGCGGCUGCUCCAGCACCUUCGCCGGGGAAAACUCCGGUCGUUCCACCCGCGCCAAGACCAUCUUUGGGAAAAAUACCGAGCCCGAUUGUUCCUAAUUUGUCCCCAUUGCUGCCGCCGACGCGUCCCCCAACAUCAAUGGCGGGAGGGAGUCCGUCGAAACCGAAAGCUGCGAGUCCGGUCAGUCAGGAGGUAGAAACUGAGUACAGGAAUCAAAAAGAUGUCGAAAAAUUCAAUGUGGAAAACGUGGAAAUUCAAGGGGACAGGGAUCCGUAUUCGGCGUUACCCAGAGCCGAAGAAAGACACGUGAAUCCGCCCGAUUGGCUUCAAGGAUACCAAGAGAGACUCGAAGAGCUCGAGGAGCGACAAAAGGAGUAUGCCGACCGGCUGAAAUACCACGAAGACUUACUCGAGAAACAACAGCAAGACCAUGAAAAUACCGACGAGAGGUUUACGCAUCGAGAACAGGAAAUCGCGGAGAGAGAUAAAGCGCGUAUCGCUAUAAUUCGAGAAAAAGAGCGAGAACGAAAUAGUCCGAGAAAUGAAGAUACAGCGAAGAGUAACGACGAAGAAUCCAACGGAGAAUACGAAGAAGAUGAUGGACCACCGAGCGCAGGUCAUAGGGAACGGUCGCAUUCCGACAACGAAGAUGACUCUCCUAACAGAGGAGUCGAACGGGACGAGGACCAAAGUCCAAGAAACUACUCGAGGUACGACGAAGAAUCCGUACAGCACGAGGACGAAGAUUAUUACCCAAAAUACACCAAUGGCGAUAAGCGAGAUGAAGAAAAUUCGCCACUUUCUGGAGGGAAAGGGACUGCGAACAGACCGAACAUCAGGAACAGCUAUGGAGAGAGUUUGGAGAACGAAGGAAAAAUUGACGAAAACAUCGCCGAUUAUUUUGUAAAAUUCAAGGACUCUAGGACGGGAUUGUACACGCCUGAAAAAAUGAUCAAGGAUUCUGGUGGCUACGCGAAAGAGAAAGAACCCUGGUGGAAGGAAAAUCAGGACGAUUUCGACAGCCGUCUGGACAAAAUAAGAGAAGAAUACGGAACGCCUGUUGCUCCCGAGUCCAAGUACGAAGAAUAUGAACUUGAAGAUGAGCGUGAAGGGGAUUCCGGGUCACCGACGAAAUUGGAAAGCACUAACGAAGCAGAUGAGGCGAGUUCUAAGCCCGAUAACGCGAACAAGUCACCGGAUUAUUCUGAAGCAUUCGGUGUCUACGAGCCCUACUCAAAAAAUGAAGAACCAGUAGAGAAGCAGGAAGCAAUUUCAACUGGUCCCGAAAAUGCGGACAACAGCAAAGCAGACUUGAGAGCCGAUACGGAGGACAAUCUUAACGAGGAAUCGGAGGAGAGUCAGCGUGCGGAAGAUGAUACUAAAGAACUUCCGCUCUACCAAUUUGAUUUCAAGAAUUUCACCCCUUACUUCUCACCCAUCAAGUACAUUUAUGACUCGGACGAUUUUGAGCCGGGUAUACCGCGAAUCCAGUCGUACAAUCGGUAUUCCGGAAGUACCGAGCCCACCGAAACCGCGGAAUCCACCAAGGAAGAGGCAACGGAUAGGAGGCUGGCGGGCGACAAAUAUACACCAAAAAUUGGUCUACCGGAAAAAUUGACCGUCGGGAAUCUCCACGACGGAGAAUCCAAGGAGCGCAUCGCUUGGCCGGCUCCGUUUGACUACGUGUUCGACAGUACCGAGCAAACGAACGUUGUCGAGCUCCCGGGAAAUGCAAAUGACGGCUCGUCUCGCGGUGAAGGAUCGGAAGCACCCCGUGAAAGAUAUUCAGAACCAGAGUACGACACCGCAGGCUUCCAGAGCGAACGUAGUGGACCUCAGCAACGAGAUGGACCAGACAGUUUCCACGGAUAUCUGAUCGGGACCAAGAGUUUGAAAGAACGUCCGAAAGAUCAUGAGACCUACGGAUAUUCGAGGACUCCCAGUGCACCGCGUACUCCGGCAACCAGCGACGACUAUCCUCAGAAUUCGAAGGAACGUUUUAGCCAGCAAGAAUCGAGCCCCCUCAACAAAAUCCAACCGACUUAUGUCGAAAAUGGCGGCUAUCCCGCGAACGAAUAUUCAUUCGGAGAUUCGCAACGUCGGUACGACGACAAUCGUAGACCAGACAAUUUGCGAGAUUCGGGGCAUGGUCAAGAAUCUCCGAGGCCAUUACCAACGGAGAAACAAAAUCAGCAACGAUAUCGGCCAAUUGGAUCGCAGUACUACGAACAGAACGGUAAUGAUCGCAUUGCCAUUUCUCACGACGGUCCAAACAGGCAUUUUGGACUUGCCAAUAUCGACUUGCGUAAUAGAGGAGCGGAUUUGAAUCAGCACUACGUGCCCUCGGAGCCUCGUGCGAGUGGGCGAAGAUUUGACGAAGUAGUCGGUAACGAAGAACCAAGAAAUCAGGACCAAGGCUUCGACCCGCAAUCGGAGGACAAGUCGUCGCUUAAAUUUGACGACCCGAAAAGCGCCCACGACUUUUUUGGCUUCAGUCAAAAUGAUUACGAUUACGAACAUGGCGCAAAGAAUGGCAGAUUGGAAGAGGUCGGUGGAACGCCAUCGCCUGAUGCUCACGACGAUUUGCCGGUUGUUUCGGAUCCAACCCCCUAUCAGUACGACGAAAAACUAACGGAAUUCACCGUCGAGCCAGAAAGUGACACGGAAAAGGUCAAGGUCAAGGAGUACAGAAACAAAGUCGCGACCGUCACGGUCUCCGAAAGAAAACAACUCAGCCCGGAGGGUCCGGUACACCUCAUCGGGUAUUCUCAUCGAUAUUAACCCUUGAUCAUUUAACCAGCGAAAAAAUUUAUUAUACAUCGAUGAAGUUUGUACAGUAGAUUAUAGUUACCGUUAUAAAUUGUUGUUCCCAAAAAUGUUGUAAUUGUAUGAAAACAUCGCAGAUUUUGCCGUCUAGGCGAAUCUGAGGAUGAAAAUCGCGAAUAGUUGGCUUUGUAUAAUUUAAUAAGAACUGCAUAUCGUUAAACUGUAAUUAAAAGUUUAAUUUUGAACCCGCUUCCCGCGAUUCAUAUCCUGCAGUAAUUGAAUCCCGUAGUUGAUAAUAUUGGAAAAAAAAAGCCGCCGUCAACAAUGCAUCGAGAAAUACAUCAGAGUCGAUGGAGGUUUAGCGUUGAUUUCAGGGGACUGAUGCCUCCUGCAGCUGAGGCAGUAACUUUAUUUAUACACAUGCAUUUCCGUGGAGACGUAUUACGGCAUUCCCUGGAAUUUCGUAGAGAUAUAUCGAGCACUUACGUUCGGUUAUUUAUAAAACUCUGAGGCAGCCAAAAAUAAAAUAGGCAACUGUUAUGGCCUCUUGUGUAACGUUACGGAGUAAUUAUCCGUCUCCUCUAUCUAGGCGUCAUCGAUGCAGCAUCGUUACUUCCAUUCAUCUUUACUUCCAAAUAACGUA